AUGACCAAUUCUCUGUCCUCCAUACCGGCCGGAGACAGACGACUUCCAAACAGUGUUGAAUCCGCCAAGGAAAGCUGUAUAUCACAACAAAAUGGAUAUCUGCAAUCUCCACCGACCCACGACACCCCGUCAACUACCAACACCACCGCUGCAAAACCCCAGUCCCUACCUACGCAGGCAGAGCAGCCAGCUAUGCGUGCCUUUAAAGAGCUCCACGAAGAGCACUCCCACCCACCCCUCUCCACAGUGGUCGCCCGCCUCCAUGAACAAGUAUUCUCAUUCCUCUCCGAAUCCCACGACCCAACAAGCAUCCUCCAUAGAGUCCAGAACAGAACCUGCACCUCCCUCCGUGUCAUACAAGAAGCCCUCCAUCGCUUUUCCCUCCAAGAUCUUUCCCUCUCCUACAAUGGCGGGAAGGAUUGCCUAGUGAUGCUCAUUCUUUUCCUGGCCAGCCUCCACCCUUUCCCCGCGGCCACCAGAACAGCAACCGAUGACAAUAGAAAAAAAUCCUCCACUUCCAGCCCUCCAUCCACAAUCCCAGCCAUUUAUGCGCAGCCACACCACCCCUUCCGAUCAGUCGAGGACUUCGUCGCGUCCUCCUCUCACGCCUACCACCUCUCCUUAGUCUGCUAUACCACAGACCCCCCACACGCCACAAUCCGCAGCGCAUUUGCCUCCUACCUAUCCCUCCACCCUCAAAUCCGGGCUAUAUUUGUUGGUACCCGCCGCACAGAUCCUCACGGCGAGAAAUUAACCCAUUUUGACCGCACAGAUCACGGCUGGCCGGAUUUUGUGCGAAUACAUCCCGUGAUCGACUGGCAUUAUGCGGAGAUAUGGGCGUUUAUUCGACAUCUGGGAAUUGAGUAUUGUCCUUUGUACGAUGAGGGAUAUACCAGCCUAGGUGGGAUGAAUGAUACGCAUCCGAACCCGAAAUUGCAGAUCAGGGAUCAGGAUUCAAAUGAUGAUCAACAUAGAAAGGCUAGAUAUAGACCGGCUUAUGAACUUAUGGAUGAUGAGGAGGAGCGGCUGGGACGGGACUAG
Molecule: messenger RNA, 1041 nt
Organism: Paracoccidioides lutzii Pb01
Exons: 1
Coding region: 1-1041 (346 amino acids)
Biological process (GO): FAD biosynthetic process
Molecular function (GO): FMN adenylyltransferase activity
Source: RefSeq, a predicted model, not a curated record